AUGACUAAAAAGGAGAAAACUACUUUUUGCUUUGUAUUGAAAAAUGAAAAAAUACCUGAUGGUUGUGCUUCAAACAUUUCAAGAUGUGUUCAACUUGUAGAAAAAAAAGUUAGCGGAUACAAGAGCCACGAUGCACAUUUCAUGUUGCAUUACUUGCUUCAAGUGGAUGUGAGAUGUACAAUACCAAAACAGGUUGCACAUCCAUUAAUCCGUCUUUGUUCAUUUUUUCGUUGUUUGUGUCAGAAGGUUAUUGAGGUGGCAGAUUUGGAUAUCUUACAAUCUGAGAUUGCAGAAACACUUUGCCAACUCGAGACAAUUUUCCCCCCAAGUUUCUUUGAUAUAAUGGUUCAUUUGCCAAUACAUCUAGUGAAUGAGGUAAGAAUGGGAGGACCUGUUCAAUUUCGGUGGAUGUACUUUCCAGAAAGAUAUCUAGGAAAAUUGAAGAGUUAUGUUCGUAAUAAAAGUCGUCCUGAGGGUUCUAUUGCUGAGGGUUAUUUGGUUGAAGAAUACUUGACAUUUUGCUCUCGGUAUUUGCAUAGUGGUGUUGAAACAAGAUUCGCUAGAAUGACAAGAAAUAGCGAUAGAUUUGAUCCUCAUGAACAUGAAAGUCCAAGCUCUUGUCUUAACGUUGGUCAUCCUAUUGGAGGAAAGAGAAAGGGUGAAGCAAUUUCGUUGGAUUGCAAGUCAAGGAGUUUAUCCCAUCGUUACAUCUUAUUCAAUCAUGAAGAUGUCCAAAAAUUUAUAAGUGAGCAUGAAAAUUCAAAUUCCAACAAGAGAAAGGGGUGGAGCAAACCAAAGAGUCAAGGCUUAGAUUUUGUUGAAUGGUUUAAGAAGCGUGCAUUGUUAAGUGAUGUAUCAGGAAACCUUAGGACGCUAUCCAGAGGACCAAAUAAAAUUGCAUGA
This is a messenger RNA of Lathyrus sativus (Indian pea), 903 nucleotides long. The record is from the annotation of a GenBank genome assembly. Lineage: Eukaryota; Viridiplantae; Streptophyta; Magnoliopsida; Fabales; Fabaceae.